Messenger RNA from Triticum dicoccoides, 2242 nucleotides. RefSeq lists its product as uncharacterized. NCBI's taxonomy places the organism in Eukaryota, Viridiplantae, Streptophyta, Magnoliopsida, Poales, Poaceae. The coding region runs from base 263 to 1723 and encodes 486 amino acids. The record is from RefSeq and is a predicted model, not a curated record. The transcript is spliced from 2 exons.
CACCUCUCACCUCGGUGCACAGCGGACCGGCGCAGCUCUCGUAUCGUAUCCAUAGGCUGCAGUUUGUUUGGUGGCGCGCCUUUACUGCCGCCCAACCCCAUGACGGUUUAAUUGCCUCUGCCCGCCUGCCUCGCUCGCUAUCUCUCGCUCGGGUGCUCCUGCCGCGGCGCCCCAGCCUGCGCCUGCCAUAAGUAAUGCGCACUCCGCGGUGACUCACCGACGACGCGCGCAUUCACGCCCCAGCUACCACAGCGCGCAGGAGAUGGGCGAGAGGAGGAGGCGCGCGAGCGCCGUCGCCGGCGGGGACGGCCGGGGGGAGGAGAAGGCCGCGGCACCGGCACCGGCACCUGCGCCGGCGCCGACGGUGUGGUUCGCGCUCAAGAAGUCGCUGCAGUGCCGGUCCCAGUCGUCGGAGGUACACGUGCCCAAGCCCAAGGCCAGCUCCAGCUCCAGCGCCGGCGCCGGCGCUGGCGGUGGACUCUCGUCCAUCGUCACCAAGCGCGCGGCGCGGUCCGGGUGCUCACGCUCCAUAGCCAACCUGCGGGACGUCAUCCACGGGAGCAAGCGCCACCCAGGCCAGCCGCCCAGCUGCAGCCCGCGGUCCAUCGGCAGCAGCGAGUUCCUCAACCCCAUCGCCCACGAGGUGGUGCUCAGCACCAACUCCCGCUGCGAGCUCAAGAUCACCGGCUUCGGCGGCUGCGGCGGCCUCGGGGCGGCGGGGGGAGGAGCGCCCGCGCACGAGGCGGAGGGCGGCGACGGCGGCGUCGUGUCGUCCUUCGUGGGCACGCUCCGCCCCGGCACGCCGGGGCCCGGCUGGAGCCACGGCCUGCAGUACAGCGGCUCGUGCCGGGCGGGCAGCAUGCGGUGCACGCCGCCGAGGUCGCCGAACCCGCUGCUGGACAGGGACGGCGCCGCCGCGGCCACGGCCCACCGCGCGUCCUGCGAGGUCGACGCCGCCAAGGCCGGCGGCAAGGGCUCCGGCGGCCUCAGCUGCCACAGGUGCACCGAGCAGUUCGGCAAAUGGGAGGCGCUGGAGGCGCACCACCUAUCCAAACAUGCAGUGACGGAGCUGGUGGAGGGGGACUCGUCGCGGAAGAUCGUGGAGAUCAUCUGCCGGACGAGCCUGCUCAAGUCGGAGAGCAGCUGCGUGCGGAUCGAGCGCGUGUUCAAGGUGCACAACACGCAGCGGACGCUGGCCCGCUUCGAGGAGUACCGGGAGGCGGUGAAGCUCAAGGCGAGCAAGCUGGCCAAGAAGCACCCGCGCUGCCUCGCCGACGGCAACGAGCUGCUGCGCUUCCACGGCGCCACGCUCUGCUGCGCGCUCGGCUCCGCCGGCGCCAGCAGCCUCUGCGCCUCCGACAAGUGCGCCGUCUGCCGCAUCAUCCGCCACGGCUUCUCCUCCUCCUCCUCGCCCAACGCCAAGAAGGACGGCAAGGCCAGCGUCGGCGUCUUCACCACGUCCACCAGCGGCCGGGCGUUCGAGGCCGCCGACGAGGAAGACGACCCGGCGGCCGCGGCCGGCGGUGCGCGCAGGGCGCUGCUGGUGUGCAGGGUGAUCGCCGGGCGGGUGCACAAGCCGCUGGAGAACGUGAGGGAGUUCGUGGGGCAGACCGGGUUCGACUCGCUGGCCGGCAAGGUCGGGCCCUACGCCAACAUCGAGGAGCUGUACCUGCUGAACCCGAGGGCGCUGCUCCCGUGCUUCGUGGUCAUCUGCAAGCCUUGAUCCCGCGCUAACCGAGCACUACUCCUCAAAUUAACCAUUCUUUUUCUCUCUCGGUUGCCUGCCACUCUGUUAACGUUUGCACGGGCCAUGACGCGGUGCGGCUGCCUGCUAGUAGUAUUGGCCAGAUGCGUUUUGUCCAUAUUCCUGUGAAUGUACGUGAAUGCCUUCACGUGUAGGAGCUGAUCGCUUCACCAUUUUCCUUUCCGGGUGGUCACUACGCAGUGCUAUUUGCUAGACGACAUGGACGGGAACAACCGAUGGCUGUUGGUACUACGUGCGUGCUCAUCUGGCUACUUGCGUUGUGUACCCUCGUCGAAUGGACACCUGAACAAAUUUUACCGUAGCAGAGCAUCAAGAAUCAUUCAAGAGAGGUAAAAAGUGCCUAUGUUUGUAGGAGUAGGGUCAAUGCACCUUCCUGGUUUGUGCAAGUGCAGUUGUACACUUGUACUCCGUAUAUACUAGCCCGCCUAAAGCAGACAGAGGGCGUAGAGUUGUAGUAUUUUCAAAUGUUUGUCUGAC